AUGGCAGGUAUCAGAUUCACACAUAAGCUUUACCAGUAUUAUCAAUUAGCUACAAGCUUCUUGUAUGCAGCAUUAUUGAUACGGUGGCUGAUAUUAAUGCCAUUGGUAGGGUCUCGGUUUUUACCGGGAGGCAUCCACGAAUUUUUGAUAUAUUUGAUGCUCUGUUCCAGCCUCGUGGAAGUUAUUUGGUUACUCAGAUUCCACGGGUUAAAAAAUGGUUUGCUUUCAAGAACCUUCUUAAAGGACCUAGAUUUCAUAUACUUGGUCAGAGUAAUCCAUUUUUACGAUGAUUAUGAGCAUGCAUUGAUCCUGAAGAACGCAUCAUAUUCUAGUUUCAUUAUUUGUUUGUCUUUAUCACAAGCAUAUUGUCAUUGGUGCAAACUUUUCAAACGGAAAGGUGUAAAGGAAAGAACACUCGUCUGGAAGGUUAAUACAUUUAUUACGUUGCCCAUUCUCUACCUGAGCGAAUUCGCAUUGCUGCUAUUGAAUAUUCAAAUCAAAAACUAUCACUCUACUCCAACUUUGGAUGUAAUCAAUAGGGUGGUUUUAUUAGCAUACUUCCCUAUACUAUUAACAGCAUACAAAAAACUAUUAACAAAGUGA
Molecule: messenger RNA, 603 nt
Organism: Saccharomyces paradoxus
Lineage: Eukaryota; Fungi; Ascomycota; Saccharomycetes; Saccharomycetales; Saccharomycetaceae
Gene: KEG1
Product: Keg1p
Exons: 1
Coding region: 1-603 (200 amino acids)
Source: RefSeq, a predicted model, not a curated record